CUGAAAGGAGAGGUCCAAGGUAAUUUAUUACUCUUAUAAAAGAGGGAACUCGACUGAAAGGAGAGGGAGAGGGAUUUGACUUUUUCUGUCAGGCCAAUUUCUUUCUAGUGGUAAGUGCUUUCAGCCAGUUCUAGUCCUUUUCUUAUACGCUUAUUGGCGUUAGCACAUUCCUCUUUCUUAUUGGAUGGAGUUGUUUUGCCACCUGGAGUUUUAAUGGAAGUUUGAGUGCGUCCUAAAAGCCAAUGCUUCUGCCUUUUGGAAGUGUCUGCCUAUAUCUGUCCUCCCCAUUUAAUCAGUCUCUGUCCUUACCUUCGACGUUCUAUUGGAUGGGGUUCUAUACGAGCGUUCCAUACCGUCUCUUGGGAUCAAACUGAAUUAAGUUGGACUCCCUUCAAGAGAUAGAUUUCUUUCCACGAUAAUAUCUAUAUUUUCUUAAGAAAGAAGACUAGAAUAUCAUUGGGAGUGCACUUAAGCCAAUUGGAGUACUAGGCCUUCUGUUCCAGUGACAGUUAUAGAAAAAAGCGAAGCCCUCCACUCAUAAGUAAUAAGUAAUUUCAUCCCUUACCAGUCCGUCCUACCAGCUCUUCUGUCUUCCUUUUUAAAAGGAGCUAACGAUACGAUGUUCAAGCUUUGCCAGAAGCCUUUUGCAGAGAGAAAGUUCGAAGAUCAGGAUCAGGAUUGGAUUGAAAAUAAAUCUCCUCAGCAUUCAAUUCAAGUGGGUCUAUCGAUACAAGUGGUAAGACCGAUAAUUCAGCAUCCAAGACCUGGCCGAUGUCUACUUCAAAUUCAAGUGCCACUUAUCUUAACACAACUCGGGCUAAUCGACUCCCAGCCUAUCCCGACCUGGUCCUUUCGAACCAGUCUUUAUAAACCUGGUGAAAGCAAUCAAGCAGGACUUACCUGCUGGGAGCCCCCUUCCUUCUAUUCCGAAACCUAGAAGUUUUUUUUUCCAGCUCUUGAGCUGAUUGAAUGAUUUUUGUUCACUGCUAAGCUAAUCCUUCUGUCCUACUUUACUCUAUUAUGAGACCUCACCCUAGGCUAGGGAGCUGGUUUAAGCCAUGCCCUUAUUUGACUCCCAAGACCGGAUACAUAGCUCUUCUGAGCGGGUCAAAUUCAAAUACAAUGAGUGCUUAGGGAAAGUAAGAAAGAAAGACAUAAAGCGGAAUCCGGUAAUCCUACUGCUACUAAGACUACUCCGUCUUAGGGCUAGGAGUUCAAGCGCGGCGUAACGGGGGUUGUCAGCGUAACAGCUGGUGCUCUAAUCUGAGCUGAGAAAUAGGAACUGCACUUCGACUUGAUUUAUUUAUUU
This is a messenger RNA of Arabidopsis thaliana (thale cress), 1309 nucleotides long. RefSeq lists its product as uncharacterized. The record is from RefSeq and is marked reviewed. The coding region runs from base 620 to 937 and encodes 105 amino acids. Lineage: Eukaryota; Viridiplantae; Streptophyta; Magnoliopsida; Brassicales; Brassicaceae. The transcript is spliced from 2 exons.